AUGAAGGGGAGCAGCAUCCUCCUGCUGGUGGCCCUCACCUCGCUCUGCACCUGCAGGCUGGCCACAGGGGAGGACAACAGUGAGUUGUUCAUGGACUUCCUGCAAACGCUGCUGGUGGGGUCCCCAGAGGAGCUCUACGAGGGGCCACUUGGCAAGUACGAUGUCAACGCAGAUGCCAAGGCAGCGCUGACGGAGCUCAAAUCCUGCAUAGAUGGCCUUCAGCCCAUGCACAAGGCGGAGCUGAUCAAGCUGCUGGUCCAAGUGCUGGGCAGUGAGGACGGCGCCUAG
Messenger RNA from Diceros bicornis minor, 288 nucleotides. It is a transcript of the gene SCGB1C1, whose product is annotated as secretoglobin family 1C member 1. The record is from RefSeq and is a predicted model, not a curated record. The transcript is spliced from 3 exons. NCBI's taxonomy places the organism in Eukaryota, Metazoa, Chordata, Mammalia, Perissodactyla, Rhinocerotidae. Bases 1 to 288 code for a protein of 95 amino acids.